Molecule: messenger RNA, 1708 nt
Organism: Pocillopora damicornis (cauliflower coral)
Lineage: Eukaryota; Metazoa; Cnidaria; Anthozoa; Scleractinia; Pocilloporidae
Product: QRFP-like peptide receptor
Biological process (GO): G protein-coupled receptor signaling pathway
Cellular component (GO): membrane
Molecular function (GO): G protein-coupled receptor activity
Source: RefSeq, a predicted model, not a curated record
GUAAGUACGAAUUGAUUGAACUUGCCAAGAACAAAGAUAGUAGAGUGGGGUACCCUUAUCCAGAAGACGAGUAUGAAUGUCUCUAACUCAUCGACUCCAUCAUCAAGCCAGCCUCUACCUGGAAUAACCAACUUCACACGUGUUACAUACUCCAUUCUGUCCAUCGUCGCUAUGGUAGGAAACACCCUGGUUAUUCUCGUCUUUGUCGAGAACAAGAAACUUCUAAGGAAAUCAUACAACAUACUGAUUCUGUCCCUGGCCGUAUCCGAUGUUAUGACUGCCUUACUUCUCAUCACCAACCCAGCUUUUGUCCUCGGUAACGUGUUUCCUUAUCCUACAAAUCACGUCAUUGGUGAUAUCUUCUGCCGAUUCAUAUGGAGUCGUGUGAUUCUGUUUCAGUUAGUGGUCUUCUCCGCGUACAUCUGUAUGGCUUUGGCAACAGAGCGGUGGUAUGCAGUGGUAAGGCCAUUUCAAUACCAAGAAGUCUUUAACAAGAAGCGAACCCUCGUUUACAUCUUCCUCGUGUGGCUAUGGUCGCUACUCCUAGUCAUUACAACCCCAUUCGAAGUCGUUUUCGUUCCUUCGAAUUCACCUAGCCGCCGAUGCAAAUGGAAGUUUCUCUGGGGCCAAAAUACAGUCCGUGCUGUUGUUGGAACUAUUCAAGUCCUGUUCAAAAUGGUGCUUCCAAGCCUAACCAUGUUGUGCCUGUUCAUUCACAUGGUUUGUAAGGCAAGCAGGUCCAAUGUCGCCUCGGCUGAGAGCAAGGCCAAAUUACGCGGGAAAAUGACGCGCAUGGUCGGCGCCGCUUGCUUCGUGCUCAUCAUUUGUUUCGCGCCAAGUCAAACCAACUACGCUUUGACAGUAAUGGGAAAAGCGCGACUGGAUACCAAAUUACAUCAUUUCCUUUCUCUUCUGGUAUUCGUCAGCAGCUGUGUGAAUCCGUUCAUAUAUGGGAUAAGCAACAAGAAUUACCGGGGAGGCUACCUCAAAAUCCUGUUCUCAGUGUGCCCCAAAAGAAUUGCUAACAAGAGGUUUGAAAACGAUGUAGAAGAUAAAAGAGACGCUACGUAUACGCUUCAAACUUUCGAAUCCAAAUUUUGAAGCUUAAGAAAUAAAUAUAAAUCAACUGAGGAGAGGCUAAAGCUAUGAGAGGAUAAUUUGUAAGGAAAUAAAGUUAAGGAGAUUUCACCUAAAUUUCGAAGACCAAAGAGGGUCAAAAAAGUCAUGCCUUAACAAAUUUUACUGUUUUUUUCUGGUUAUCUACCGAAAGCAUAUGCCAUCGGUGAAAACUUUGACUGCAGGCAAUUUUUAAGUUGUCUUUCGUUACAUCAGUUCUUGGCAAAACUGUUUUUUAUCCUUAUCAUUGUCGUACUUGUGAAUACGUUGGUAUCUCAGUCGGUCAGUAAGUCAGUCAGUCAGUCAGUAAGUCAGUCGGUUAGUAAGUCAGUCCAUCAGUCUGUAAGUCAGCCAUUCAGUCAUUCAGUCAAUCAGUCCGUCAGACAAUAAGUCAGUCAGUCAGUCAGUCAGUCAGUCAGUAAGUCAGUCAGCAUGUCGGUCAAUCUAUCCGUAAGUUGGUCAGUUUAUUAGUCAGCUAGGAGUGAGGCCAAGUCCUUGGUCACAGAGUGAUUCGCGUCAAGUCAGAUCGACCAGGAGAUUCGUCAUAAGCAUCUCAUGGUCUUUGAGAUCAACUUAGUGUCGGCUAAGGUGG